Messenger RNA from Hibiscus syriacus, 1705 nucleotides. RefSeq names its product trimethyltridecatetraene synthase-like. The record is from RefSeq and is a predicted model, not a curated record. Lineage: Eukaryota; Viridiplantae; Streptophyta; Magnoliopsida; Malvales; Malvaceae. The transcript is spliced from 2 exons. The coding region runs from base 35 to 1588 and encodes 517 amino acids. Gene Ontology annotation, molecular function: heme binding; monooxygenase activity; iron ion binding.
CUCCCAUUCCCAGCACUGAAACCAUCUUUCAUCAAUGGAGAUCACUCCUUGGCUUCUUCCAUCCAUAGCAUUGCUAGCUUCUCUAGCCUUCCUCUCCAGAAUUUUCUCCGGCCGGCGGUGCAAACAACUAAAGUUUCCACCGGGCCCUAAAUCCUGGCCUAUCAUCGGCAACCUUAAUCUCAUCGGUUCCCUCCUUCAUCAAUCUUUUCACAAACUAUCCCGACGAUACGGGCCAUUGAUGCACCUCAAAUUCGGUUCCUACCCUGUAGUUGUUGCAUCAUCUUCUGAGAUGGCCAAGGAGUUUUUGAAGAGCCAUGACCAAAUCUUUGCUUCUAGACCCCUAACUGCAGCCGGUAAAUACGUUAAUUAUAACAACGGCAAUAUACUGUGGGCUCCGUAUGGACCUUACUGGCGCCAGAGCCGCAAGAUUUACCUAAACGAGCUGUUCAGCUCGAAAAGACUCGAAUCCUUUCAGUUCAUCCGAGUUGAGGAAAUGCGGGCUUUUGUCUCCCGCUUGCAUGGAUUAUCAGGUAAGCCUGUUGUGCUUAAAAACCACCUCGUGUGUCUUACUCUCAGUGUUAUAAGCAGGAUGGUGUUUGGGGAGAAGCCUUUCAGUGUGUCAUGUGAUGAUCGGCUUGGAUCGAAUUCGAUAACGAGUCUGCCGGAGUUAGAAGAGAAUGUAGACGAGCUGUUAAUGUUGAGCGGAGUGUUGAAUAUUGGGGAUUGGAUACCUUGGCUAGACUUUCUGGACUUGCAGGGCUACGUAAAACGAAUGAAGGCUUUGAAGAAAAAACUUGACCGAUUCCAUGAUCAUGUGUUCGAUGAACAUAAGCGGAGAAAGAAUGAAUUAGCGAAGGAUUUUGUAGCACAAGACAUAGUUGAUUUUUUGUUGCAGCUAGCUGAUGAUCCUGAUCUUGACGUUAAACUCACUUAUGAUCAUCUCAGGGGCCUCACACUAGACCUGAUAGUUGGAGGCACGGAUACCUCAGCAGUAAAUGUCGAAUGGGCAAUCUCAGAACUGAUCAAACAACAGCAACUCAUCGGGAAAGCUACCGAAGAGUUAGACAGAGUGAUCGGGAGAGAGAGAUGGGUAGAAGAGAAAGACAUCCCACAGCUUCCUUACAUAGAUGCAAUCAUGAAAGAAACAAUGAGGAAACACCCGGUUGCUCCAUUGCUAGCACCACAUUUGGCCAUGGAAGAUUGCAAAGUGGCCGGAUACGAUAUUCACAAGGGAACUCGAGUCUUCAUAAACACCUGGAGCAUCGGGAGAGAUCCUUCCCUGUGGGAACAACCGGAGGAAUUCCGGCCUGAGAGGUUCCUAGGGACGAACAUUGAUGUGAAGGGGAGAGCCUUUGAGUUGUUGCCAUUUGGUGCUGGGAGAAGAAUAUGCCCUGGCUACAACCUUGCAUUAAAGAUGGUUCAAUUGAGCAUAGCGAACUUGUUGCAUGGCUUCAACUGGAAAUUGACUGAUGAUACUAAAGUAGAAGAUUUGAGCAUGGAAGAAGCUAGUGGAUUGACAACACCCAGAAAGUUUCCACUUGUUGCAGUCAUGGAGCCUCGUCUCCCACUUCAUCUCUAUAAAAUUUGAAUUCUACAUAAAUCCAUGUCCUUGGUAUUACCUACAAAAUAACAGUGUUAAUUCUAAUAAAAUGUGUGCUCUUGUUCAUCAAUUCUAAUAAAAUGCUUAGGACUAUGCUUAAGUUUA